AUGGCUGAGGUGGGGGGCGUCUUCUCUUCCUUGGACUGGGAUCUGCACGGCUUCUCCUCGUCUCUGGGGAACGUGCCUUUAGCUGACUCCCCAGGUUUCCUGAACGAGCGCCUGGGCCAGAUCGAAGGGAAGCUGCAGCGCGGCUCGCCCACCGACUUCGCCCACUUGAAGGGGAUCCUGCGACGCCGCCAGCUCUACUGCCGCACCGGCUUCCACCUGGAGAUCUUCCCCAACGGCACGGUGCACGGCACCCGCCACGACCACAGCCGCUUCGGAAUUCUGGAGUUUAUCAGCCUGGCUGUGGGGCUGAUCAGCAUCCGGGGAGUGGACUCUGGCCUGUAUUUAGGAAUGAACGAGCGAGGAGAACUCUAUGGGUCGAAGAAACUCACACGUGAAUGUGUUUUCCGGGAACAGUUUGAAGAAAACUGGUACAACACCUAUGCCUCCACCUUGUACAAACACUCGGACUCGGAGAGACAGUAUUAUGUGGCCCUGAAUAAAGACGGCUCACCCCGGGAGGGAUACAGGACUAAACGACACCAGAAAUUCACUCACUUUUUACCCAGGCCAGUAGAUCCUUCUAAGUUGCCCUCCAUGUCCAGAGACCUUUUCCGCUAUAGGUAA
Globicephala melas (long-finned pilot whale) is the source of this 624-nucleotide messenger RNA. RefSeq names its product fibroblast growth factor 16 (gene FGF16). NCBI's taxonomy places the organism in Eukaryota, Metazoa, Chordata, Mammalia, Artiodactyla, Delphinidae. Gene Ontology annotation, molecular function: fibroblast growth factor receptor binding; growth factor activity. The record is from RefSeq and is a predicted model, not a curated record. Gene Ontology annotation, cellular component: cytoplasm. Gene Ontology annotation, biological process: positive regulation of cell population proliferation; positive regulation of protein phosphorylation; positive regulation of endothelial cell chemotaxis to fibroblast growth factor.